Molecule: messenger RNA, 528 nt
Organism: Emiliania huxleyi CCMP1516
Lineage: Eukaryota; Haptophyta; Isochrysidales; Noelaerhabdaceae
Exons: 2
Coding region: 1-528 (175 amino acids)
Source: RefSeq, a predicted model, not a curated record
AUGAACGUCGGCGCGCUGGGCACGCGGCGCAUGUUGCUGAACGCGCGCAGCACGGUCACACACUACAAGCAGCUGCGAGAGACCAUCGCGCGGCUUGAAGCCGAGGCAGCCAGGAAAGAGAGCGCACUAAGAGAGGCGCUGCUCCAAGCCAGGAGUGCCGCCGAGGGGGGUGACGCGGCUACCGCGCGAGCGUCAGAGCUCGCCGAGCAGCUGCGGGCAGAGAGGGAGCGCAGCGCCGGGCUACAGCUCGCUCUCGACGAGCAGGCCGAGUGCACGCUUGCGGAGGCCGCGCGGGGCGAGUCGUGGAGGGAGCACGCCCUCGCGUUUGCCCACGACUUGGAGGCGGUGCAGGAAAGGCAGCACGCCCUCGCCGAGGCGCAGCGCAGCAUCGCGGAGGAGAGCCAUCGCUCGAUUCAGUCGCUACUGCGAAGACAGAACGACUACUACCAGCGCGCUCACAAUCCGAGCAAACUCUUAGGAACUUUCGCCGAUUACGAGCGACACCGCCCACAGUCCUACGACUUCUAG